AUGGAAGAACCGCGAAGCAUUCUGAAAAGAGAAACCAAUGUAGUUGAUGAAAAAAAAUUAGACGUUAGUGAAGAGACAGGGACUACUCCUCCUGUAAAAUCCUUCAUUCCGCAUCAUGAAAAACUGUUAACACAUAGACUAGGCACGGAGAUUGAGAAUAUUGUGAGACAGCAAGCAAACAAGGCCCUUCGUGGAAUCGAAGACAAAACGCUUGGAUGGAAAUUGCUUCUGGAAGAAGAUGAUAUGAGGAUAUAUCGACGGGAUGAAGAAAUCAACGGCAUCGCAUAUGAACCUAUCAAGGCGUUUUUUACUGUAAGCGGUAUUACAGCUUUCGAGCUAUGCCAUUUCUUUUUUUCUCCGGAAUAUAGGUAUGAUUGGGACGUUCUAGUGGAUAAUAUGGUGGUUAUUGAAGAAAUCGAUGAUGAUUCACUGAUUUUCAUGCAGAAAUACAAGAGGGUUUGUUUUUCCAGCCAGAGAGAUUCCGUAUUCUGGUCUCAUAUAAGACAACUGGAAAACGAGAGUGGUUCAGAUCAAUGGGUUGUCGUGAAUCAUUCCACUGAACAUCCAGAUUAUGAAGAGGCCACUAGUAAAUGUGUGAGGCUUCAUCUUACGGCAUGUUUAUUCUGCCAAACCCAAUUCAAACCUCCAAUAUCUAACAAGGAAGGAGUUGUUUCCAGAGAACAGAUCAGGUGCAAGAUAACUUACUGUGCAACAAUCAAUCCAGGAGGUUGGAUUGCCGCAAUCUUCCUAAAACCAUUUUAUAAAAAGGAAUGCUCAAGAUUUCUGAGACGUUUGACUACAUACGCAAAAAAUCGAACUAAGAAUAAUCCAAUAAGGUUUAAUUGA
This is a messenger RNA of Coccinella septempunctata (seven-spotted ladybird), 846 nucleotides long. Its product is annotated as ceramide transfer protein-like. Bases 1 to 846 code for a protein of 281 amino acids. NCBI's taxonomy places the organism in Eukaryota, Metazoa, Arthropoda, Insecta, Coleoptera, Coccinellidae. Gene Ontology annotation, molecular function: phosphatidylinositol-4-phosphate binding. The record is from RefSeq and is a predicted model, not a curated record. The transcript has a single exon. Gene Ontology annotation, cellular component: Golgi apparatus. Gene Ontology annotation, biological process: ER to Golgi ceramide transport.